AUGGCUAGAAUCUCUGCUCUUUUGACAGCAUUGCUGUCUGUUACUCUCACAGUCCAUGCAUUUCCUACGUCCAAUUCAUCACGGCAUUCAUCCUGGCCAGGCUGGGCCGGAAUCAAGUACUGGUUUGUUUUCGGAGAUUCAUACAGCACCACCGGCUUCGACAUCAACGGGCAGCAGCCAUGCCCUGCCAACCCAUUGGGCAACCCACCAUACCCUGGCAACACCAGCUCCAACGGCCCCAACUGGGUCGACUACCUCACAACAACCCACAACACCACCCAACUCCUAACCUACAACCUUGCCUCAGGGGGCGCGACGCUCGACGCGGCCAUCGUGCCGCAAUACCUGCCCUCCAUCCGCAGCGUCAAGCACCAAAUCCAGCAGCAGUUCCUAGCCAACUACACGGGCACGCCGCGCGCCCCCGCCUUCUGGAGCAGCACCAACACGCUCUUCAGCGUCUGGGUCGGCACCAACGACGUCGGCAUGUCGUAUACCACGCACAACGAGAGCUUGUACGAUAGCAUCUUCGCCGAGUUCCGCGCGCUGCUCGACCAGCUCCACGCAACCGGCGCGCGCAACCUCCUCCUCCUCACCGUCCCCCCCGUCCACCGCGCCCCGCUAACAGCCUCCCGCGGCGCGGCACCCAUCGCGCACGAAGCGCGCGCCAUACGGGCCUGGAACGCGCGCGUGGCACAACUGGCGCGCAGCACGCGGGCCGCGCACCGCGACGCCGCGGUCUUUGUUGUCGAUGCCUACGCGCUGUUCGAGGGUGUGCUGGAUGCGCCGGGCCGGUUUGCGCAGACGAGGCAGUUGGUCGAGGUGAGUGGGUUUUGUGGCGCGUAUGAGAGUGGAACGCCGGCUAAAGACUCGUUUCUCCCGGCUUGUGGUGUGCCCGUUAAUCAGUACUUCUGGCUUAAUAGCUUGCAUCCGACGUAUCCGAUGCAUGAGGUGCUGGCGGCGCGGGUCGCGACGACGCUCAAGGAGUGUGAGGCUGGUGCUUGGCCUAAGGAUGUUGGCUUUCAGUGA
This is a messenger RNA of Aplosporella prunicola CBS 121167, 1026 nucleotides long. Its product is annotated as carbohydrate esterase family 16 protein. Gene Ontology annotation, molecular function: hydrolase activity, acting on ester bonds. The transcript is spliced from 5 exons. Bases 1 to 1026 code for a protein of 341 amino acids. Lineage: Eukaryota; Fungi; Ascomycota; Dothideomycetes; Botryosphaeriales; Aplosporellaceae. The record is from RefSeq and is a predicted model, not a curated record.